Molecule: messenger RNA, 4927 nt
Organism: Haliotis rubra (blacklip abalone)
Lineage: Eukaryota; Metazoa; Mollusca; Gastropoda; Lepetellida; Haliotidae
Exons: 11
Coding region: 594-2009 (471 amino acids)
Source: RefSeq, a predicted model, not a curated record
UAUAGCAAAACGUAUGUUUGAACAGCGAGGAAAUCCCGUGCUAAUAUACCAUUAAAAUGUUUGCUUACAAGAAAUGUUAAUUGAUUCAUUUAGGUCAGAGGGGCACACUUGAAUCCCCAACAAGUUGGAAAACAACAAUCGGAUGUAUGUAGGUGAUCUGUGGUUGGACGUGAUUGUCACAGUGUACAAGACGCUGGACGUGUUUCGCUUCGUCUCCCCGUCCACACGCACAGCUAUAACGCUCGCAGUUGCCACCACAGAUAACCGAAUGGUUUAAUGAAGAUAUUUCAUUCACGCUUGCACUGGGAGUGAAACGAAGCGUACAUCUCAUUCUGCUCAUCGACAGAGCCGAAUAACAUAGUCACAAUCAGCGACAAAUUGCAACGAUUUUUUGUUCGCUGGCUACAGUUUUGGAAGCUAAUCCAGAGAAGGGCUGCACUUUAGGUUGUGCUAACACUCAACGGCAACACGUGUUAAGGGCCGCUUGUGUCACUGGUCCCUGCGCCUCGCCAUCUAACAGUCAUCAUGGGCCGAAGUGGUUAGCUACCUAACAUCUGCCAGCUAUUGUGUUCGUGUGUUUUACCGGAUUUAGCAUGCUGGAAUCCUUGGUUCACAACAUCACUCACACCUUCGACCGACUUCACAUCGCAUUUCAACAGAUGACACCUUCAAGACAUUCACUUUCCAAAUGCCAGAAGAAUCUGAAGUCUUGUCCGCAAGGACACGCACUCUCCAGCUGCCCGAAUGAAGGAGAGUACUCAUGCAAACAAUGCGGACCUCGGUUCUUCCAACCUAAUGAAAACCGAUUAGGCGAUAAGUGUCGAUGGAGGAAACGGUGUGAUAAGCCUUUCAUGAAGUACAAAGACUUUGGCAGCACAAUCAAAGAUGCCAUAUGUGAGUGUAACCCCGGCUACCAUUUUGAGAACGAGGACCAGAGAGCCUGCGUCCCAAACCGAGACUGCGACAAGGGUUUUGGUCAAGGUGAAUAUGGUGUAUGUGAAAACUGUAUUGAGAAGAUGAUGUAUUCUGAUGUAAAAGAUCGGAGACAAAAGUGUAAACCUCUUCGAAACUGCGAGAAGGAAAGUCGAUGCACGAAAAAGAAAAGCAAUGGCACCUUUGACAAUGAAUGUGGACCUGUAGUUAGAGACAUCAACGACUGCAGCAGUAUUGUAUCUCAAAUUGACGGCCCAGACACAAAACUGAAAACAGCAGUCAUUAUAGGUGGUGUGGCUGGGGCUUUAGUUCUUCUUAUCCUCCUAGUACUGCUGCUACUCUGCAAAAAGACGACACCAGAAGAGGACGCAAAGGGUGAUGUCAAUUUAACAGAGGAUCAACUCGAAGAACUCAAGAAUUUGAUCAUUCAAAAGUGUGAAAAAGAUGAUGAUCUAAGCAAAAAAGUGUUGGAUGAAUCAUUCAGCCAGAUAGAGUCGAGGAUUGAACGACAGGCAUGGGGCCUGGCACAGGACUUGUUCAGAUCACAUCACAUGCCAGGCAAAUACGAAUUAGUUGUGGAAACGUAUAAAGACAAGACGCCACGAGAGACAAUAAAGGGCUAUUUGAGCGAAUGGAAGUCUUGGAAAGGAGAGAACCAUACUGCAGUGACAGAGCUGUUUCAGUGUCUCCGUAACUGUAAACGAGAUGACAUUGUCUAUGAAAUAUGCAACAGUCUUAGAAACGAUGUUGGUGACUUGUGUUUUGACGCUGAUGGUAAUGUGAUUGAAAGUCUCACCUAUAACAGAGCUCAGAACAACUUCUGCCAUGGCAUAACUGACGUGUUUCCAUGUAUUAAAAAGACAGAAAAAACAGAUAUUGAAAAAGGGGAGAAUCUUGAAACAACAAAUAAACUGUUAGAAGCCCAGUCCAACAUGGACCCUCAUACUACUGGCGCCGUGUUUCGGGAGAGAACCUACCCUACUGCUCCUGUGCCCGAUGAGACCAAUGGUCUCCUCACAGAACCUGAAGUGCAUUUCCAUCGCCAGUAUUCCCAACCUGUGCAGGCUACAACAUGAUAUGCCCAAGAAGUACAUCAUCUGUCUACAAGCUGUCACUGCAUUUCCUUCCGUUCGUUAACAUGGAUGUGGAAGUUUAUUGCAGUCUGGAACCUGUCUGCAAUAGUGAUUACCAUUUGUGUUAUUUGCUCACUGGGGAAACGCCCCAUGAAUUGUUUUAUACAGUGUGAAUGGUCAUUUAAUGUGAACAAAUCGCAUCAGGUGUCUACUUAAUACCCACAGACUUCCAACAUAGCAGUGUGACGAGAUGUAGAUUCUAUUACAGAGGAAUACUUUUAACAGUGCAAUAGUUUCACUCUUGAUCUAGCUAGUUAUGGUGAAUGUAAGGCACGGUCAUGAACCGAUGUACAGACAAGUGUGUUAAACCAUGAACAGAACAGUGUUCAAGCGUUCAGUGGUGAAAGAAGUGCCCAUCUUCUUAUAAGAUAUCUUUGCGUGCUAUACAGCAGAAGACCUCCCCUUCCAUCAAGACAGAAAACCAGUCCGGUUGUGAUGAAUGCUUAUUAACAAUAGCACUGUGUUCACUGCACCGAGAGGUAGCAGCGGGUCGUCAUGGAAUACUUGGAAACGUACUAGACGGGAUGGUUUGGAAGAAGGAAGAGGCACUAAACUGAAAAAGAAACCUUUAAGAUAUAAUUGCAUGUUUUCUUUUAUUGCUGGAUAUACAUAUUGAUAUUGGUGUUAAUCUUGGUGUUACAAACACAGACUACAUACUAUUAUCGUCAACAAUGCACAUCCUAGGUUCUGUUUGCUGUUUGGUACUAUGGUGACACAAUUCCUCUUACAGUAACCGUUCCUCUUCGACACAACAGUCACUGUCAAGAUGUCCAUUACAAUGCAUGAUGGUCUCACCAGUCAGUAGGACUUCCUUGGGGUCUUGGUAAUGUAAGAUACCAAAGGAAAUCCGAUAAGACUUGGGCUCCGGUAGGGCAGACAUCGCCCCAAAACAAAGGACAAAGCGCGUACACAACACACAGGCGCUCAUAGAAUGUAUCAAUAUUGUAUAUAUCUACACGCGCACCUGUACAUGUGCUGCUCUGGUAAUAAUGGUAAUGAUGGUAAUAAUGGUAAUGAUCUGGAGUGGAGAUGCAUGCACAGGAAGCAGUGAUACACAUACUCGCUAUCUCAUCUGAAGACCAUCGUGUAAUUGAGGAAGUUCAUGGAGAUGUUGACACUUAUGAAUAACUGUCAAUCUCAACUGCUCGUGUUUUGUGUUCAAACUUCCGACUUUCAUUCUGUAUUCCAUGGUAUAUGUGUCUAUAAAGAUUUACAUGAUACAUCUUUUGUCAUAACUAACUAAACACAAUAUUUACUGAAUCCCAUACAAGAAACAUGAUUAAUAUUUUGCUUCGAUUGCUAAUGUAUUCCACAGUGGAACGAACAGUCUUGGACUUAUUUCAGUAGGUCUCACUGAGAAAUAUGUCUGGUUAACGCCGAUAAGUAUAUUCACACAAUUCUUAUUCUUCAAAUAUUUCGUUUACUUGUGAAAGGCAUCGGGUGACUUUCCUCACUACAUGUUGUCGCAUGUAGAUGAAGAUGUCGUUUGCAUCACAAAUGGUUUAAUGUAACACCGUUGAAACACUCAACUAUCUGAGUAAAUAUCAUUUAAUCAGCCAGGCAACAUAUAUUUCUUCAUUCCCUUACAAGGAAAAUAUCAUGUUAAUGUAUGGAAACAUCUACCAACAACACGGUCUUAGGAUUAUCUGGGCUGCGUGCAUUAACGUUGAAUGUCCCUUCCGGAUAAAUCAUUUUGGUGCUUUCAACACAAGUUAAUGAAUCAAAGGAAUUCAGAUAAAACGUGAUUUCUAGUACCUCCCUACUUCUCUGAGAGUAUAGACCGAUAAUCGAUCUUCCGUUUGUAAUUUGCUCAUACCACCUGUUGUAUCACAUGUUCAUGAUAAUUAACAAUGCAUUUGAAUAUUAUUGACCGAUUUGUUCUUUGGAACUUCGCUAUAUAUCAUUUGAAUUUUCUGAUGCAUUAUAUUAAUGUUAUUGUCAUGUUACAUUAUUUCUUGCGGUCAUAAUAAUGUUUGUAUAUGUAUGCCAAAACGAUGUUUGCCAUAUUGUUUGAAAAACGUUCGCGUGCCCACAUGUUUAUGAAUUUAAGAUUGAUACAAGUCAUGAAGCAUUCAUGACCCACCUACAUGGUAGAUGAAGCCAGUAGUUGAUGCAUACAAUCAGACCGUCUGUGACGUAGCUACAUUAAGUUACAUGUAUUUCAUAAAUGUUUGGGCAUUGAGAAUGGGAAGUUUGGUCUCACAGUCGACACAUUCCGUAGAUUAACAAGACAGUUUUUUACUUCUUCUUUCUGUCAGUAAAGUCCUUUUUAUGAAGGACCAAAUUCUGUUUGUGAGUUUCUAGAUUUUGUCGGGAUCUCUGGCGUUUGAACCCGGUUUGUGUAACAUUCUCGCAUAACUCGACAUUUUGUAUCCUUACGUAAAGGCGAAAUUGAAGUUGAUGAAUGAAUAUGUGGCAAAUGUUUGUAGUUAAACAUGUAAAACUGAUGGUCCCUAAAUGUUUACAUCUGUUCACUGAUUCAGCUGUUAGAAAAUACGAUCUUACAAUCAAUGGCAGUAAGGAAAAGUAAUCAGUUGAUUAAUAAAAACGCCUUGGUCUGGCAAAGCUAACUGUCGUCAUAUACUGCAAGUGUUUGCUUAACUAUUCAACUUCUUUCUACAUAACAGUUUACUUCAUUUGUCAUAUUGGUAUGUACAUGCCUCACUACCCGCGUUGUUUAUUGUGAUACCGUAGUUAUUACGUCAUGUAUAGACCAAAUACUAGAGGUUCAUAUCGUGUACCUUCAUAUACCCUUGUCGGUUUUGUAUCAUGCCAACAAGCGAAUGCCUGUGUUUAUGCAGUACGCAUUUUACAUGCAUAUUGCAAUUUAUGCGUAUGGAAAUAAAGAACUAUUUUUCAAA